Messenger RNA from Umbelopsis ramanniana AG, 1059 nucleotides. RefSeq lists its product as uncharacterized. The record is from RefSeq and is a predicted model, not a curated record. The transcript has 3 exons. The coding region runs from base 1 to 1059 and encodes 352 amino acids. NCBI's taxonomy places the organism in Eukaryota, Fungi, Mucoromycota, Umbelopsidomycetes, Umbelopsidales, Umbelopsidaceae.
AUGCCCUUCAUUCUUCCACCCGCUUUAGCUAAAACCUUUGCUCGAUGGUUCACACAAGCACAAAGCGAUUUACAAGAUGUCAGUCUAGAAACCAUUCUGAAAGGCAAUACUUGUCAACCUAUUUCAAUGCGAGAGUUUAAACUUUUUCUUCAAAACAAAGAGCAUUCUGCUGAAAAUCUGGAUUUCUACUACUGGUUUAUCGAUUACAGCGAGCGCUUUUACCAACUUCCAGAGCAUGAAAGGGCAAUGUCAAUGCCUCCGACCGAAAAGCCAAGUGUUGCAUCUUACGCCCUUCCGCUAGAAACUCUCAUUAAACAACCUAGCAUUAAGUCCUCACGAGACUCCGAAGAACCCCCGUCCGAUUAUUGUACAGAGAAAGAGCCAAGUGAGCUCCUCAAUGAAAAAGAUCCAGCAAAUCAACCAUUCCGCGAAGAGGUCAAUGCUGUAUUGCGCACGUUCUUCAAUUAUGAUUCAGAAAAAGAACUCAACAUUGAUGGGUACCUUCGAAGAUAUAUCGUGUACCACGCCAACAGAACUACACAUCCUGAAGUAUUCGCCGCUUGUCAUGCAAAAGUUUAUCAAAUCAUGGAACAGUCAUCGCUACGAAACUUCUUGCAUCAUGCUCUUCAAAACAUUCGAUACGAUGGCAUUGUGUUCCGUUAUUCCAUGGGAUUCUUCUUCUUCUUAUGCGUGACCCUUACUUUGACUCUCACUUUCUUAUUCCAUACUUCGCGUUGGUACCGUCUUUUCGUCUUUCCAUGUACUUUUGGAUGCAUGUUCUAUGUUCUUUCUGGAAGAGCUGGUAUGUGUUUCAGAAGAGCAUUAAGAAACAAACGUCAAGUGCCUCUAUACGAACUGGAUCAAGAACACGCCGAUCUCAUGAAGAAUCAAAAGCGCAAAACGUUGGACAUUGAAAGUGUUUCUGAUAUGAAGUCCAUCAUUGAUCCACAUGUACUCAACUACAACAAGCUAAUGUUCAUGCACACCUUUUCGGUAUCUGCAUUGACAGCUCUAUCAUUGACUAUAAUGGUAGUCAGCUUGACCAAUGAGCCCGAGUAG